Molecule: messenger RNA, 1232 nt
Organism: Amborella trichopoda
Lineage: Eukaryota; Viridiplantae; Streptophyta; Magnoliopsida; Amborellales; Amborellaceae
Gene: COQ3
Product: coenzyme Q 3
Biological process (GO): ubiquinone biosynthetic process
Cellular component (GO): mitochondrion
Molecular function (GO): 3-demethylubiquinol 3-O-methyltransferase activity; polyprenyldihydroxybenzoate methyltransferase activity
Source: RefSeq, a predicted model, not a curated record
UGCCCACCCCAGCUGCUGCGGUGCCCCUGACCUUUUCAAUUGGUCGGACUGCUCUGCCGCAACGUACUUCAAACAUGGCGUAUAGGUCAUCCCAGCAUCUGUGGCGCCAAACAUACAGGACUGUUUUUCGCUCUACAAACCCUAAUGUUUUGUGCCCUCGCCUCAAAUCCAAAUCACAACUCCCCAUUUACAGUGCUUCUACGUUUGUUCUGCAAAGAUUUUAUGGCUCAAAAGUUGGUGAAUCCGGUGCAGCAACCUCUGUAAGUUCAUCCUUGAAGCAGGCCGAAGUUGCCAAAUUUGCAGCAAUUGCAGAGACAUGGUGGGACAUUGAAGGGCCUUUUAAGCCAUUGCAUGCAAUGAACCCUACUAGGGUGUCUUUCAUCCGCUCAACACUCUGCAGACAUUUCAGGAAAGAUCCAAAUUGUGCCAGGCCUUUGGAAGGGCUAAAAAUUAUUGAUGUUGGUUGUGGAGGAGGGAUUCUCUCAGAGCCUUUGGCUCGGCUAGGUGCUACAGUAACAGGCAUUGACGCUGUUGAGAAAAAUAUCAGAAUAGCUCGGCUUCAUGCUGGAUUGGACCCGUCAACAUCAUCGAUAGAAUAUUCUUGUGCUACAGCAGAGCAAUUGGUGGAGCUAAACAGAGAGUUUGAUGCUGUGAUUGCACUUGAGGUGAUUGAGCAUGUAGCAAAUCCCUCUGAAUUCUGCCAGUCAUUGGCAGCACUAACUGCUGCCAAUGGAGCUACGGUAAUUUCUACCAUCAAUCGGUCUAUGAGAGCAUAUGCUGCAGCCAUUGUAGCAGCAGAAUACAUCCUGCGUUGGCUCCCACGAGGCACACAUCAGUGGUCAAGCUUCCUUACUCCGGAAGAGCUCGUUCUGCUGCUGCAACGUGCCUCAAUUUCAGUCCAAGAAAUGGCAGGAUUUGUAUACAAUCCGCUAACAGGCAAGUGGGCUCUGUCUGAUGAUGUUAGUGUGAACUUCAUUGCUCUUGGUGCCAAGCAGAUUCAUAGGAAAGCAUUGUAAUUUUUAUUUUCCAUUUAAUAACAAGGUUCACCUUAUUUGGUUGACCUUUGCCUCUUAGUAUGGCUAUGAUUGGAAAAUAUGAGAGGCUUUUUCAUGCAGCCUUGCUCAUCUUAUUUAUGUGCAUUAUAAAGUAGACAUUAAGUUGAAUGAAUAAGCCUGGUGGGAUAUUCCCAGCUGCACUGGAAUUGAAAAGCAAAGAGGAACCAGUUGCAAAGA